CGACACAGGCGGCGGAGGCGGCAGCGCUGCUCGCAGCGGGCGGCAGGGCAGGCGCGGAGCCCCUCGCCGCCGCCAUGGAGAAGCAGCCCGGCGGCGAGGACGAGUGCGUGGACUCGGGAGCGGAGACGGGCGGGUCUGAGUACAGCCGUAUGUCCUCUACCAGCAGUGAACUUUCUGUGGAAGGCAUACAAGACCCAUUCCUUGUUAGUGUCCAUAUCAUCACAGACCCCGGUGAAUCCAAGGCUCUCCAGCAGGCCAUUGAUAAACUUCUGGCUUGGAUCCAUCCAGACCUCCAGCUAUUCCAGGUCUCAGAAAGACGAGCKCCCCGAAAGCGCAGGAAGCCGGGCAAGGCUGGUGUUUCCCAGCCAGCCCUUGCUGUCAUUCUGUUCCUGCAGGAGGAGUAUGGAGAGGAACCCAUCUUGCAGCUCCAUGAAACUUUCCAGCGGCCACCUUGGCAUUACCACCACACGGAGCUAAUGCAUGGGAAAUUCCUCCCCUACAUGCCAUGCAGCCAAGAUUUCUACACUUUGGCUCCAGAGACUCCCCUGUGGGCCAUUCGCCCAGUGCACUAUGGGAAAGAAAUGAUCCGCUUCACCAUAUACUGCAGGAAUGAAAAUUUCGUGGACAUUUUGAAAUUGUAUGAGUUAAUAUUGAAGAGACCAGUGUGCCAGAAAAAAGCGGACUUUUGUGUUUUUCCUGUCUAUUCUAACAUGGAAAUAGACAUUCAGUUUUCUUUAAAAAAACUCCCGAAGGGCCAGGUGCCAGUGAGGACAGAGUCUGCUGUGCUGGAGUUCAGAGUGAAAGAUGUGGGGCAGCUUGUGCCUCUCUUGCCCAACCCUUGCAGCCCCAUCAGCGAAGGCAGGUGGCAGACAGAAGACCACGAUGGGAAUAGGAUCCUUUUGCAGCAAGUGCACAGUUGGUGUAGGAAGGCUGCAAAGCAGAACAAGCAACUGUAUCCAUCUGUGUCAAUAGAUUCCAACUUCACCACUCUGCCAGCCUUCCUUCCUCGGAGCCACCGAUCUGUCUCUGAACAGCCACAAGAAAUGGGUCAAAAAAAGGUACAUCACACCAAUGGCCUUGGUCAUUAUCUUGGUUUCUCCCAGCAGGACUUGAGACACAGUGACCAAGGAGAUUUCACACGCAGAUCCAGGAGUGCCUCCAGCAUUUCCUGGUCAUUUCAACGAAGCAAGUCUCUGUUCUGCUUGCCCACAGUGAACUCCUCUUCAGCUUCAGAGACAUUUCAUUUCAGUGAACCAUUUCAGUUUUUAAAUGCCGGGUCACCUGCAACCAGGUUGAAAACAUGGAAAUGCAGCCCCAAGCUUAACAUUGAUGACUUGGAAGGUGCCCAAGAGACUGAUGUGGACACAGGGAUGAAGCUGUCCUUCUCAGACCUGUCUGUGGUUUCUGCAUACUCUGCCCUUAAUGGAUUUUGCAGUGAGUUGAAAGACUCCCUUCCACCACAGAAACAAAUUGUCAGUAGGGCUAAACAAGCAGCCACCAGCAGAAGGCCUGCAUCAGCCAUGUGCAAUAACUUUGAGUCAGUUGACAGUGCRCUGCCCUCUCCUUCAGAAUGGUCUUCCAGCUCUUUCAUGUCAGCAUCUCUCUCCACRCAGCACAAACAGCCCUUGAGAGCAGCUCCAUGUUCUUUGGAUGAUCAUGUYUGCUCAGCUUCACCAGUUAAUGAAGAAGAAUUCUACAUCUGAGCUUUCUCUACCUUAUACCUUCCAGAACAAAUGUGAAUGACAGCAGUGGGUCCUCCUUGAGUUUACAGAAGGUUCCUUGCUGAGGAGAAGGUGAUGCAGAAGAGUGUGUUAAAUAUUUGAAGAAAAUACUUGGRACCCUCUGAGGUUGAAGGAAAUGGCAGAAGAAGAACACAGUAUUCCACUUAAAUCUGGCAGGAAAUGAAGACUAAUUUUGUCUUCAUUUAAACAAACAGCUUUACUGAGAAAUUCCGUUAACUCAGAAAGGGGUCUUAUUUCCUUUCACAGGUUCCAAAGGCAGCUCUAAGCACAGCAGGUCCCAGCAGCACAGCCUCAGUAGGGUCAGGUAGGAAGUGUCUAGAGARGAAACGCUGCUCCUUCCAACCUUUGCGAGCUGGCAGUGAUGAGGUGGGGCAGAAUCACACAAUCAYUAAUGUUGGAAGAGGUCUUCAAGAUCCUCCAGUCCAAGUGUUGACCUAGAACUACCACAAUCAUCCCCAAAUCACAUCCCCAAGUGCCACAUCCAGACACUUCCAGAGACUGGCCCCACCACCUCCCUGGACAAUUAAUUCUAAGGCCUGACCGCACUUUCAAUUAAUCCUUUUUUUUAUAAUAUCUAAUCUGAACCUUCCCUGGUGCACAUAAAGGCUGUUUCUUCUCGUCCUUUCACUCAAGACGUGGCAGAAGAGACCACCCCCCCCUUCAGUGCAACCUCCUUUCUGGUAGUUGUAGAGAUCAGUGAGGCAACCCCUGAGUCCCUUUUCUCCAAACUAAACAACCCCAGUUCCCUCAGCUGUUCCUCAUCACACUUUUGCUCCGUUGCCCUUCUCUGGACAUGCUCCAGCACCUCAAUGUCCUUUUUGAAUUGUGGGGCCCAGAAGUGAACACAGGAUUCAAGGUACCACUUUCACCAGUGCCAAGUACAGGGGUCAAUUACUGCCCUGGUCCUGCUGGCCAUACUCUUUCUGGCACAGGCCAGGUUACAAUUGGCCAUCUUUGCCACCUGGGCAUAUUUCUGGAUCAUUUUCAGCCAGCCAUUGACCGGCACCUUCAGGUCACUCUUCCCCCAGCCCGUAGCAGUGCGCAGGAUUGUUUUGAACUGAGUGCAGGACCGAGCACUUGGUUCACCUCACUGACCCCACAAGACUGUCCUUGGUCUAUCCAUCCAGUCUCUCACAAUCCCUCUGCAGAGCCUUCCUACCCUCCAGCAGAUCAACACUCCUGCCCGUACUAGUGUCAUCUGUGAACUUUCUGAGGACACACUCAGYCCACUCAUCCAAAUCAUUGAUGACAAUGUGGAACAGAGCUGGUGCCAGUACUGAGUCCUGGGGAGCACCAGUAGUCACCAGCUGCCCACUGGAUUUAGUUCUACUCACCACCACUCUCUGGGUCCAGCCRCUUUUACUCAGUGAAGAGUCCACUCAUCCAAGCCAUGAGCAGCCAGUUUCUCCAGGACAGUGCUGCAGGAGACAAUUUCAAAUGGUUUCCUGAAGUCUGGAUACACAACAUCCACAAACUUUUCYUCAUCUACAAAGUGGAUCAUUUUGUCAUAGAAGGAGAUUGGGUUGGUCAAGCAGGAUCUGCUUUUCCUAAACCUGUGCUGGCUGAGCCUGAGCCCUUGAUUGUCCUGCACAUGCCAUAUGAUGGCACCCAGGAUGACCUGCUCCAUGGUCUUCCUCAGURCCAAGGUCAGGCUGACAAGCCUGUAGUUCCCUGGAUGGUCCUUCCAACCCUUCUUGUAGAAGGCCAUUACUUUUGCUAAUUAACAGUCUGCCAGGACUUCUCCCAGGACUGCCUGGGAAAGUGUUGAAAGUGGUUUGGAAAGCUCUUUUGCCAGCUCCCUUGAUACUCUCAGGUGGACUACAUCAAGGUACAUAGACUUGUGUCCCAUGGGGGCAGAAGGUCAUUAACCCUUUCCUCCUGGAUUAUGGGGACUUCACUCAUCUCCUCACCCCUAACCUCCAGCUCUGAUUGCUGCAUGUCCUGAGGGCAACUGGUUUUGGUGUUAAAGACUGAGGCAAAGAAGGGAUUUAGUACCUCAGUCUUUUCCUCACCCCUUGACACUGUGCUACCCUCUGCAUCCAGCAAAGAAUGGAGACUCCUUAGCCCUACUUUUUCUGCCAAUGCAUUUAUAGAAGCUUCUCUGGAAGAAGUUUCACUCCUUCCCCAGGGAAGUUCCACUAUGUCUCUUACUUUGACAGACCAGGAUGCAGAAAGUGCCAAAAGGGAGACCUUAGUGAACAUUUUCAGCCCCCUACCCAGAAAGCCCAUCCUUUCCAAUCAGAAGGGAGCUGUUUGGGCUGUUGUCUGAACCACUGGUACAGACAGUACCAAGUAAAACAUGUUUGCUACUUCUCACUCAGGCAAUACAGCUUACCUUCUCGGAAUACAAACCUAGAAAGAUAACCCAGCAUUUUUAUGUAUUGCUACACUACUAGACCCARAUAAAAGACAGCUUCCUGUUUUUAAGGGGUUGUUAUUUUUCUGUUUAAAAUCAUUAAUGCAGAAAUUUAUUCUUCAUAUUUCCAGUGCAAGCAUACUUCUUUCUGGGUAAAACAUAUUUCUUCUUGAAUAGCUCUCUCCAAAGGGAAAACAAGACAAAAUUUACUGACUUUUAGAAGAUGUUUUAAAAAUAUACUUUCUUGAUAACCUGUUUUGCUCUAAUUAAUUUGGUGUUAAAAAAAAAGUAAGUAAAAAAGUUGCUAAUGUGACAGCUAAGUACCUUCAGCAGGAUUUAAGUCAUAUAAACAGAUUUUAUAGUGCAUAUUCUGGAAAGUUACAUUUUUGGCUGACAAAUGUCACUGGUUACAACUCUGGUCGAGCCACUGGGAAAAUGACCUUGUUAAAAGGUGUGUGUGUGUAUGAUGCUGGAUGUUACCUAUAUGCAGGUGUAGAUGCUGAAGACCUACCAUGAUGGCACUGUGGUGUGUGGAAUAAAAACUCAUUUUUGGAGAAAAAUAUUUGCUAUAUUACCAGGUAAUUUUAAUCAAAAGAACUUUAGAGGGAAAAAGAAAUAAAGGUGAAAAAGCACACACAWACUGUAAAUAAUAGUUAUAAAAAGUGGAACAGCUCCUCUGGCCCAUUUCAGUAAGUACACAGUUUUUACAAACUAUUCUGGAAGAAAGUCUGUUGAAAAAUGAGUACAGAUUUAUAGGGGAGGAACCUGCACCCUGAGUCCAGAAGAGGCCAGAGGGAUUGUCAAGGCUUUUUUCUUUUUCUAUUGUUYUCUCCACACAGGAAAAAAAGUCUCAAACUGAAGUCCAAAUCUCCUCUUUGUGAGGUGCUGUCAUAGCAUUUACCAGGGGUACACUUUAUCUUUUGUGCUAAACACAAUGAAUAAAUCAGUUAAUCUAUUCAAGGUAAAGAGCACAGAAGAUCAUCAGCCUUCUCCUGCCCUCUAAAACUAUUUAGGCUUACUGCAGUUUCGGGUAAACUGUUCUCUUUCUGGGACCAAAAAGAGCACUACUGAAGGAUUUGUCAUGGUGUGCAUGUGUUUACCUGCUCUAUGCUCCUUCAGACCCCAAACAGCCUGUCCUCUGUCAUGAGCUUUAGAUCAAAUCCCUCCCUGGAACACAGURAAUCUGAUUUAUCUAAAGUUGCAUUACCAUGCUAUUGUUUGUACCCUGCCAAAAUAUAUAAAACACUGUGAAGUCAGACUAGCCACUUUUUCCAUCAGCUUGCAUUUCACCAUACAAACAGUGAUUCUAGGACAGUCAGCAUCCACAGAUUUAAAUCUAUGCUUCAUUGUUUUCUAUCAYAAUCACUGUAUUUUCACUGUAUUUUAAUAAUACAGAUAACAUUUGAUCUGAACAUGAAAUAAAAAACUUCUUUGAGCCAAUGUAGCUGUCUGAUCCUGACAUCAUGCCAACACUGAAACUCUGGACAAAAGCUGUUGAGGUUUUUAGUGGAGAGGAGGCUUUGAACCAUCUUUCCACCUAAGGCAUGCCUCUAGAAGAAGGAAGCACUGGUAGUGGAGAUCCACAGGGAAGCCCAGGAUGGCUCAAGUGUCAGUCAUGGGGUUUAUGUGUGAUAUUAACCAGCAGAUCCACAAGCGUCUCAGCUCCAGAUUUUGCCACAGUAAUCCUGAUGGGAAGAGAGCCAAAUGACUGUCCACAGACUCUGAAUUUGUGCCGUCCCCACUGGUUCUGUCUCCAAGUAUUUCUGUUCUGUUUACUGAUACCUAACUAGAGAUUAAAGUUUUAUAUGUUUACGUUGAUGGUGCUUGUAACCAAAUCUUGUAAAAAACCGAGUGUCUUGCUAUCGGGAAAAACAGAGGUGAUARUACAGAAAACUCCUUGUCUAUAAAAAAGAAAGCCAGAUUAUGGUGUGUUUCAUUGAAGGUAGACUUCAUUAAUUCUCUUCCUGUUMGGUAAGAAGGGGGUCAUCUCUUCAGAGAGUUGAAUAUGCACAAGUUUCAUGGCGUUUACUUAUUGUGUUGAUUAAAUUAAGAACCAUGUAUUUUGAGAACUGCAGGUUUUUCCUGAACUUCUUCUCACCCUACAAUGUGCACUGCUUCUGUGAAAUAAAAUAGAGAUGAAAAGUCAGUUGUACUUAACUUUCUGCGUG
Molecule: messenger RNA, 6266 nt
Organism: Malurus melanocephalus (red-backed fairy wren)
Lineage: Eukaryota; Metazoa; Chordata; Aves; Passeriformes; Maluridae
Gene: FAM124A
Product: family with sequence similarity 124 member A
Exons: 4
Coding region: 75-1703 (542 amino acids)
Source: RefSeq, a predicted model, not a curated record